UCGUGCUCUAAUUAAGUGCCUCACAGCUCCCGGCAGCGUCCAAUCAAGCCGCUACGUCGUCACUAUUACAACGCCAAAGCGCAAAUCAUUCCCCUCAACACCCCACUACAGGACCUGCGCUGCUACCCCGCCAACAUUUUUUUUUCUUUCCCUUCCGCAACCGACGACAUCGGCUCUUGGAAUUUUUCGUAUAAGAGACUAAAGGAGAGAAAAUCAAAUAUUUUCUCUUUUUCUUUUGCUUUGACUCAUCUCUCCAAUCUUCUCACAUUUCAUUCAAUUGUGAAGAAGCAAAGUCGCCCGCCAUCAUGUCCAGCCAGAAGAUUGCCAUCGUCUCCGUCUACGACAAGACCGGCCUGCUGGACCUAGCUAAGGGUCUCGCCCAGCAGAAUGUCCGGAUUCUGGCAUCUGGCGGCACAGCUCGCAUGAUCCGCGAGUCUGGAUUCCCCGUUGAGGACGUCAGCGCCAUCACCAAGGCGCCAGAGAUGCUUGCUGGCCGUGUCAAGACUCUGCACCCUGCUGUCCACGCUGGUAUUCUCGCUCGCAACCUCGAAUCCGACGAGAAGGACCUUGCAGACCAGAACAUCAAUAAGGUUGACUACGUCAUCUGCAACCUGUACCCCUUCAAGGACACUGUUGCCAAGGUCAACGUCAGCAUCCCCGAGGCCGUCGAGGAGAUUGAUAUUGGCGGCGUGACGCUCAUCCGCGCUGCUGCCAAGAACCACAAGAGGGUCACCAUCCUCAGCGACCCCAACGACUACGCUGGCUUCUUGAGCGAGCUGGAGAAGGGCGAGAUCAGCGACUCUAGCCGCAACCGCUAUGCUCUCAAGGCUUUUGAGCACACUGCCGACUACGAUGCCGCUAUCUCAGAGUUCUUCCGCAAGGAGUACGCCGGCUCGGGAGACCAGCACAUGGCCCUCCGAUACGGUGCCAACCCCCACCAGAAGCCCGCUUCGGCUUAUACCGCCAACCAGCAGCUUCCCUUCAAGGUCUUGAGCGGCUCUCCUGGAUACAUCAACCUCCUCGACUCCCUCAACGCCUGGCCCCUCGUCAAGGAGCUCAAGGAGGCACUGGGCAAGCCCGCUGCUGCCAGCUUCAAGCACGUUUCUCCUGCUGGCGCCGCCAUCGGACUACCCCUCACUCCCGAGGAGAAGAAGGUCUACUUUGUCAACGACAUUGAGGGCAUCGACAGCUCGCCCCUUGCCCAGGCUUAUGCCCGUGCUCGUGGUGCCGACCGCAUGAGCAGCUUCGGCGACGUCAUCGCCCUGAGCGACAUUGUUGACGUCCCCACCGCCAGCAUCAUCUCCAAGGAGGUCUCUGACGGUGUCAUUGCCCCCGGCUACGAGGACGCCGCGCUGGAGAUCCUCAAGAAGAAGAAGGGAGGCAAGUACCUUGUCCUCCAGAUCGACCCCGACUACACUCCCGGCCCCAUCGAGACCCGUACCGUCUACGGCGUCACCCUCCAGCAGCACCGCAACGAUGCCGAGAUCUCUCCCAAGUCCUUCACUACCAUCAUCACUCCCAAGGAUGCUGGCGCCCUCCCCGAGAGUGCCGCCCGUGACCUCACCGUUGCCACCAUCACCCUCAAAUACACCCAGAGCAACUCCGUCUGCUACGCCGUCAACGGCCAGGUCAUCGGCCUCGGCGCCGGCCAGCAGUCCCGCAUCCACUGCACCCGUCUGGCGGGUGACAAGGCCGACAACUGGUGGAUGCGCUUCCACGAGCGUGUCCUCGGCAUCAAGUGGAAGAAGGGCACCAAGCGACCCGACAAGAGCAACGCCAUCGAUCUUCUCGUCAGCGGCCAGCUCCCCAAGGACGGCGCUGAGCGAGAGGCUUUCGAGGCUGUUUUCGAGCAGAUCCCUCCCCCCUUUACCCCUGAGGAGCGCGAGGCUUGGAUGAAGCAGCUCAGCAACGUCUGUGUCUCCAGUGACGCCUUUUUCCCCUUCAUCGACAACGUCUUCCGAGCUGCUCGCUCAGGCGUCAAGUACAUCGCCGCCCCCAGCGGCAGCCAAAACGACGGCGCUGUCUUUGAGACGGCCGAGAAGCUGGGCGUAACCUUUGUCCAGCAGAACACUCGUCUGUUCCACCACUAAACGGAUAGGGAAAGUGUAAAAUUAAGAGAAGCAAAGAAUUGGAAAAGAGGGAAGGAAAAAGAUAUAUAUCAACCGAAAGGAAAGAAAGUCAAUGGAGCGAUCAAAACUUUUUACAAAAUACCUAGAUGUAGUUCAAAUUUUUUUUUUAAUAGCGGCGUUUCUUGCUAUAACACGUCGCCUUUAUGCCAAAGUCCAUCAUCAACCUCUCAAGCCCAUGUGGACGUGCC
Molecule: messenger RNA, 2317 nt
Organism: Trichoderma harzianum CBS 226.95
Lineage: Eukaryota; Fungi; Ascomycota; Sordariomycetes; Hypocreales; Hypocreaceae
Exons: 3
Coding region: 306-2090 (594 amino acids)
Biological process (GO): 'de novo' IMP biosynthetic process
Cellular component (GO): cytosol
Molecular function (GO): IMP cyclohydrolase activity; phosphoribosylaminoimidazolecarboxamide formyltransferase activity
Source: RefSeq, a predicted model, not a curated record